AUGGUGCUCUCCAGUUGGUUACUGCAGAUCAAUAUUUCCCUCUCAGCAUUAGUCCUUCUUCCGGGUAGCCAGCAGAGCCAUUUCUCCUGGGCGCCGGCGGCAACGUUUGCAAUACUGGCUGCUUGGGGCGUGACGGGCAUGUCGCUCGCCUUCCUUCACAAACGAUAUCUCCUACAGAGAUGGGCCGCUCACCGAUCCUUGCAGGAACCCUCAGCGGACGAUACUCUACCCGCUGCAAGUGUGGCUGCCAUUCGUCAUGGUUCUGCAAUCUUCGCUCUCAGAGGCAAUCCUGCUGCUGCCGCUGGCCACUACAGCCGCCAUGGUCUUUUUGGCGGCGCAGAGGGGCGGCGGAGCUCCCGACGACGAUCUGGGACUUCCCAUCCCAGUCCCUGGACCGCGCCGAUUUCGAUUCCGCCCAGCAAUCAUGCUUCCAGGUGCACAGAAUCGGUGACGGUAGCCUUGAUACUGCCUCAUCUCCCGCGCAAGGGCUCCAAGGACGAGACGGAAACCCAGCCACCGCAAGGGUAUUACUGGAGUCGAAAUUGCAUUGCAACAGACGACUCAAGGCCAGACGCUACAUCCAGCUGGCCAACAGCUGUCCAGUGGUCAGCCGGCCAGCACCCUACAGCAACCCCCGCACUGCGGCGCUUGGCUUCCAAGUACGCGAUGCCCGCACGGAUGUGGAAGCAUGGCAUCCAGUCCUUUCUUGAGCUACUUCGACAGAGCUUGCCUGCUUCGAUGGAUCAUAUGCUUGCAUUUAUCUUUCUGGCUUAUUAUAUGAUGGUCCUCCUUUACGAGACCGUGCCGGCCUUUGAGGACACAUGGAUCGAGCAUCUUGCCUCGACCUAUUUGGAUGCCUAUAUGAUGGCCCUCCUCUACGAGACGGUGCCGGCCCUCGAAGAUGCAUGGAACGAGUGUCUUGGAGACCUUGCUAGGUAUCGAAUGGCCAUUGAGGAUGAUGACAUCCGUGGUCGGGAAACCUGGACUGGUGUCUCGGAGAACUUACCAGAAACCGAAUGGCCAUUGAAGACGAUGACAUUCGCGGUUGGGGAAACCCGGCCGGUGCCUCUCGAUGCCGGUAUCAUAUGGCGGCGCCCCCCCCUCAUCGUCAACCGGAUGGCUGUAUCAUCAUCUUGCUAUACUGGCUCGGCCGAAUGCUAUACAGCAGCUUUACUACUACACCAAGUCGAACGAAUGCUGUACAGAAGCUCUUGUACUACACCAAGUCGUCGACAAAACCCUCUUCAACAGCUCUACUACUACAACAUCUCGGCCUGA
Molecule: messenger RNA, 1278 nt
Organism: Trichoderma reesei QM6a
Lineage: Eukaryota; Fungi; Ascomycota; Sordariomycetes; Hypocreales; Hypocreaceae
Exons: 4
Coding region: 1-1278 (425 amino acids)
Molecular function (GO): protein binding
Source: RefSeq, a predicted model, not a curated record